AUGUCGUGCUACAAGAUAUGCCCACGGGAAGGGGAGGUAUGGGCAAUGCACAAAGAUUGGAAUGCGAGAUGGGGAGUGUCGGACUAUGAAAGGAGUCGAUGUAUGAUUGUUCGAGUCGAGUCAAGUGCUGAAGAAGGGAGUAAUGGGAUCACUGUGAGUAGGCUGAGGGAGGUAGAAGGUUGCUUGACAUUGUUCUGUAAGCUGAAGCAAGAUGGAUUCGAUAUGGUUCAUGUAGUUCCAAAUGCAAAUAUGCUUUGCUUUUCUCAUCGCAUUCCUGCAUUCAGGGUUCCGGGGAUCAAACGUUAUGGGAUACCAGAGGACUCCUGGCACCUGGAACCAAAUGCCUUGCCUCUUACAAUUGGUAACUGA
Messenger RNA from Linum tenue, 369 nucleotides. NCBI's taxonomy places the organism in Eukaryota, Viridiplantae, Streptophyta, Magnoliopsida, Malpighiales, Linaceae. The record is from the annotation of a GenBank genome assembly.